Messenger RNA from Styela clava, 2222 nucleotides. Its product is annotated as synaptotagmin-C-like. Gene Ontology annotation, cellular component: plasma membrane; exocytic vesicle. Gene Ontology annotation, biological process: calcium-ion regulated exocytosis. The record is from RefSeq and is a predicted model, not a curated record. Gene Ontology annotation, molecular function: calcium-dependent phospholipid binding; clathrin binding; calcium ion binding. Lineage: Eukaryota; Metazoa; Chordata; Ascidiacea; Stolidobranchia; Styelidae.
ACUAGAACAUAGAAAAUGGGGAGUUCAUCUAGUCAGCCUGUAGCAAAUCUUUAUGAAAAACCUGAAUCAACUGUAUUGAAUAUUUAUACCACGCCAGAAAACAAAGCUGUUGACACCUUGCCAAUAAAGGAUAAUGUGCAUCAAAAUAAAAAGGAUGAAAUCUAUUUAUUGAAGAGAAUGUUUUACAAACUUGAUCCUGCUGUAAUUAAGGACAGUUUUGACACAGCUUAUGGCCAAAUCAAACUUGCAAUAAAAUAUGUUUCUUCUCAAGAAAUGUUGCUUGUGAAGGUGUUUGAAGUCAGAUAUCUCUCUGCUAAGAAUGUGAGAGGACAUGUAUUCAGUCCAUAUGUUAAGAUUGAACUUGUAAGUACCAAUCAGACUCAAACUGAUGGCAUUUUAAUGUUGGCUGAGAAUGGAGAGAAAUAUACGAGUGAGAUAUCCAAUUCCACCAAACUUUCAUACAAUGAAAUAUUUUCUUUCAAAGGUUCUUUGAACAAUUUUGAAGAUUUAGUGUUGAGAUGCUCUGUGUGGUCAACCGAUGGAUUGGUUCAUGAUGAUUUUUUUGGUGAAACUUAUCUGGAUAUUUUUGAACUUGACUGUGUUGACACCGUGCAAAUAGCUUGGCAUAACUUGAAAGCACUGACGGACAUUACAAUUGGUGGUGAAAUUGAUCUUCAUCUCGGAUACAAACUUCCCAACACACUCAUAGUUACGAUCAACACAGCUCGUGGUAUCAAGAGGAAUAAUCAAUCUGGCGAUGCAAGGACUGCUUUGUCAGUGCGCAUGUUUAUACCGGGAGUACCUUACGCAUUUCGUACAACUCCCGUUAGAGGUGAUGAUGAAUACACGUGGAUUGAAACUUUUUCCUUUCCUGUGCCCAAAGAAGAGCUAGUAAGUCGAUAUCUGGUGUUGAUUCUCACCGAUACAAAUGAAGAUGACUCUUAUUUGGGAGAAUGUCAUAUCGACCUGGAAAAUUUGGAUGUCACGAGAGGAUUUGAAGGAACAUUCCAGCUAUCUGACAUGCGUGGAAACAAUAUUGUGCGAAGUAGAUGGAGUAAAAAUGCGGUUACUCAGGAGUUGCAAGAAGCACUUCACGCUCAUUCUGUAUACAUGAGACCCCAGUUUCUUUUCGAUCCGAAAUCAUCAAGAACUAAGGACCUCACUGUCAGCGUCCCGAAGGCGUUCGUUCACUCUCAGAUGCGUGUGGUCAACGGGGUUGUCGUCCAAUAGACGAGUCUCAUCCCUAAAGCUCAAAGUACCUGUCCGCGAGAACUAAUUAUUCCUCGUACGUUUAUUUACCGGAUCUUAGGGAACAAUGAUAAAUCGACCUAUCAUCCCUCACUUUCACUACAUCGGUAAUUAAAGAAGUAAAAUUGCCAAAUACAAUUGACAGAGGGUAACCUCAAACUUCAAUUUUAUUUUUGGAGAAAAUGUACAUCUAGGUGUAAAAAUAACUGCUAGAAUUUUUUUGUUCCAGAAUGGGUUUUUAAAUUUCUUCACUAAGUUGUCUAUCAUGUUAUCGUUAUACUAUGAUUACCCGUGGAUGCACGUGCCAUUUGCAUUGUUAAUAACUUGAUCACUUCUCAGUUUCAAUACCAGCAGUGGUGUGAUUCGAAGUUUUAGGAACGAACUCACUAGCAACGUGUUCCCUCAUUUCAGAAAAUGUAUGUAUAUCAUUACGUAGAAUGCAUUGAUAUGAUACGCUUGACAUAAAUUCAAUACAUAAUUUGUCUAAACAUAAAUAUAGCCAUAGUCCACAGCUAGGAUACACGUAACUCAUUGUUUAACGUCUAAAACAAAAUACAAGACUAGGUUUACUGAUUAUUACAACAUUGCAAGAAUAGAUUUGCGCAAACCCCAAUCCAACCACUGCUGACAUUUUCGUAUCAGCAUUAUUAACAACAAGACUUACUGUUUUGCUUAGUAAGAGUUAUUUCCAAAAUAUGGUAACGUAUUCGGUUAUUUUAAUAGAAAGUGACUUUCUCCAAUUAAGAGAAGAAAUUUUUUCGUGGUAUAAUAUCGUUUAAUAUCAUUUUUUUUCUCUUUCCUUGUCUGCACUUGAAUGAACUUUCCACUGUAUUUUGCAUUUUUCCUAUCAUAAUCAAACCCACUGUCGUAUAUUACGAUAGCAGUAAUAUUACAUUUUUUAAUUUAGUUAUUGUACAAAACUGCAGUGUAGACUAUUUUCAUAUACAAUUACAAAUAUACUUCCAUUCAUAUGA